Molecule: messenger RNA, 515 nt
Organism: Triticum aestivum (bread wheat)
Lineage: Eukaryota; Viridiplantae; Streptophyta; Magnoliopsida; Poales; Poaceae
Exons: 1
Coding region: 124-411 (95 amino acids)
Source: RefSeq, a predicted model, not a curated record
AGCUGCUCUGUUCUGCUUAACCCACGGUGCACCAUCACCACCGCACAGCUGCAGCAGCAGGCCAAGAAACCUCUCUGCAACUAGAACUGAUCACGCAAGAAGACAACCACCAGUGUAGUCAUCAUGGCCCCCGCCAAGAGAUCCUGCACGCUCGGCCGCUUCGCCGCUGACGAGGCGGCCCCGCCGGAAACCCGCCACGUGGUGCACCUGCAGAGACUCCUCCUCCGCCAAGCAGCAGAGAGCUGCCUCGACCCCAUCGCCGAGGAGGACGACUACGCUGGCACCGGCAGCAGAAGAGGCGGUCAAGACGACGACGGCGUCCCCGCCGGCUCGCCCAGCGCCCACGGCAGCAGCAGCAGCGCCACCGUUGACAUUGCCUCAAGUCAGUCGUCGAUGGGCUGGAUCAAUUAGACACAAUGUUUAGUUCAGUUGAUGCGUGCGUGCUGCAAUUAGUCCAUACAUGAAUUCAUGAUGCGAGCUGCUUAAUUUGAAGCCGAACAAUCUCAUUCUUGCCC